CUCUCUCCUUGAUCAUUUCACAAAUCAUAAAAUCUCUCCGACCGGCAAAAAAAACCCGCCUCCCUCUCCGGCAUUUGCUUCGCCUCUAACGCCUCGGCUUUCUUCGAUCGCCUACUCUACAGUUUUCGGUGUUAAUUAUCUCUAGUUUAUAUAUAUACUAUAACUUCAUGGCGCUAAACGGAAACUACAACGGGGCCGCGGCAGAAGUUGAGUCAUUUUGUCAAGGAGGAGGACUACAUGACCCCUUGAACUGGAACAUGGCAGCGGAGGCACUGAAGGGGAGCCACCUGGACGAGCUGAAGAAAAUGGUGAGUGAUUACCGGAAGCCGGUGGUGAAGCUGGGAGGGGAGAGCCUGACGAUAGGGCAAGUGGCUGCGAUUGCCAACCACGACUGUGGCGUGCUCGUGGAGCUCUCGGAGGAGAAGCGGGCUGGGGUGAAGGCCAGCAGUGACUGGGUGAUGGACUCAAUGGGGAAGGGUACAGACAGCUACGGUGUCACCACCGGGUUUGGUGCAACCUCCCACCGGAGAACCAAAAACGGAGGAGCUCUACAGAGAGAACUCAUUAGAUUCUUGAAUGCCGGAAUCUUUGGCAGCAGCUUAGACUCUAAUCACAAAUUGCCUCACACCGCAACAAGGGCGGCGAUGCUAGUGAGGAUCAACACCCUCCUCCAAGGUUACUCGGGGAUUAGGUUCGAAAUUUUGGAAGCCAUUACCAAACUUCUGAACGGCAACAUCACCCCGUGCCUUCCUCUCCGGGGCACCAUCACGGCGUCCGGUGACUUGGUUCCGCUUUCGUACAUUGCCGGACUUUUGAUUGGCAGGCCCAACUCAAAGUCCAUCGGUCCUAACGGCGAGACCCUGACGCCAGCUGAGGCAUUUAAGUUGGCUGGAAUUGAGGGUGACUUCUUUGAAUUGCAACCCAAGGAAGGACUUGCUUUGGUGAAUGGUACUGCUGUUGGGUCUGGUAUGGCUUCUGUGGUGUUGUUUGAGGCUAACACUCUAGCUGUUCUAGCUGAGAUCAUGUCAGCGAUUUUCGCUGAAGUUAUGCAAGGAAAGCCAGAGUUUACAGAUCACUUGACACAUAAAUUGAAGCAUCACCCUGGCCAGAUUGAAGCUGCAGCCAUAAUGGAGCACAUUCUUGAUGGGAGUUCAUAUGUAAAAGAGGCUAAAAAGGUUCAUGAAAUGGAUCCUCUUCAAAAGCCUAAGCAAGACAGAUAUGCUCUAAGAACCUCCCCACAAUGGCUAGGCCCUCUGAUUGAGGUGAUCAGAUCUUCAACCAAAAUGAUUGAGAGGGAGAUCAACUCUGUCAACGAUAACCCAUUGAUCGAUGUCUCAAGGAACAAGGCUUUACAUGGUGGAAACUUCCAAGGAACCCCAAUUGGUACUGCCAUGGACAACACCAGACUCGCCCUUGCCUCUAUUGGAAAACUCAUAUUUGCACAAUUCUCUGAGCUUGUCAAUGACUUCUACAACAAUGGCUUGCCUUCCAACCUCUCCGGUGGCAGCAACCCAAGUUUGGACUACGGGUUCAAAGGUGCCGAAAUCGCAAUGGCAUCUUACUGCUCUGAGCUUCAGUUCCUUGCCAACCCUGUGACCAACCAUGUCCAAAGUGCUGAGCAACACAACCAAGAUGUCAACUCCUUGGGACUGAUCUCCUCUAGGAAAACAUCUGAGGCUGUCGACAUUUUGAAGUUGAUGUCAUCCACAUUCCUAGUUGCAUUGUGCCAAGCUGUUGAUCUCAGGCAUGUGGAGGAGAACUUGAAGAGUGUUGUCAAGAACACUGUAAGUAAUGUGGCAAGGAGGACCUUGACAGUUGCCUCCAACGGUGAGCUUCACCCUUCUCGAUUCUCCGAGAAACAUCUGCUCUCAGUCGUGGAUCGUGAGUACCUUUUCUCCUACAUUGAUGAUCCCUGCCUUGCUACCUACCCCUUGAUGCAAAAACUAAGGGCAGAGCUAGUUGAACAUGCUUUGAAGAAUGGUGACAAAGAGAAGAUCACAAACACCUCCAUCUUUCACAAGAUUGCUGCUUUCGAAGAGGAAUUGAAGAAUGUCUUGCCAAAAGAAGUCGACAAUGCCAGGGCCGAAAUUGAGAAUGGUAACGCAGAGAUUGCUAACAGGAUCAAAGAAUGCAGGUCUUAUCCCUUGUACAGGUUUGUGAGGGAGGAACUGGGGACUAAUUUGUUGACUGGUGAGAAAAUCAAGUCUCCUGGAGAAGAAUGUGACAAGGUGUUCAACGCAAUCUGCGCCGGAAAGCUGAUUGAUCCUCUGCUGGAGUGUUUGAAGGAGUGGAAUGGUGCCCCCCUGCCUAUAUCUUAAAGAGUACUGCUUUUGGCUGAAAUUGGUUUUAUUAAAUUUUCAUUUUCUAAUUGUGUCUAUACAAGGCUAAAAGCCUUGAAACUGAAGCAAAGAGUCUGUUUUUUUUUCAUUUCUUUUUUUUUUUUUACUUUUUUUUCUUACCCUGUUACUUUUUUUGUAAAAGUUGAUCUUCAACUGAUCACAAAAGUGUAUUAUAGACAAGAAGGCACAAAUGUGUCUAUACCCAGCAAAAAGAAUAGAAGUGUUUUUAUUACUAAA
This is a messenger RNA of Argentina anserina (silverweed cinquefoil), 2576 nucleotides long. RefSeq names its product phenylalanine ammonia-lyase 1. Gene Ontology annotation, molecular function: phenylalanine ammonia-lyase activity. The coding region runs from base 168 to 2318 and encodes 716 amino acids. The transcript is spliced from 2 exons. Gene Ontology annotation, biological process: L-phenylalanine catabolic process. NCBI's taxonomy places the organism in Eukaryota, Viridiplantae, Streptophyta, Magnoliopsida, Rosales, Rosaceae. Gene Ontology annotation, cellular component: cytoplasm. The record is from RefSeq and is a predicted model, not a curated record.